AUGCGUACUGAGGCGUUUGUCGUGCUGUCGCCUGGCGGCCCGUUCGUGCAGCAGCCCGUCGAAAUCGACGUCGACGGUCUGCAGCCUCACGAGGCUCUGGUCGAGAUCAAAGCAACCAGCAUUUGUCACACAGACAUCCAUUACAUCAACGACACCAGUCUUGCCGGGCGGUUCCCUGGUGUCUUUGGCCAUGAAGGUGCCGGUGUGGUGAAAAAAACUGGGAGUGCGGUCACCCAGGCGUCGCCCGGAGAUCACGUCUGCAUCAGUUUCGAUUCUUGUGGCCACUGCAGACAAUGCGUCGGGGGUCAGACGGCCUACUGUGACUCCUGGGAGAAGUUGAAUUUUGGUGCGUCCAGACCAGAUGGCUCAAAAGCCUAUUCUUUUCCCGACACCGCCAGCAACGGGGACUCGCGGAGGCCCAUCUCAAGUCACUUUUUUGGCCAGAGCAGCAUGAGCCGCCACGUGAUAUGCAGCGAGCGGUGUCUGGUGGUGGUCAGGAAGGAUGUGCCACUGGAAAUACUGUCACCACUUGGAUGUGGUAUCAUGACUGGUGCAGGUGCCAUGCUGAACCACGCACUCGUCACUUCGUCGAGCCUUGUCCCCACAACCGUUGCAGUUAUUGGUACUGGUGGUGUGGGUUUGUCAGCUAUCAUGGCUGCCAAACUGGCAGACAAUCCUCCCCAGCGGAUCGUUGCUGUCGAUAUGGUGUGGUCCCGGCUGAACCUUGCGCGAAAACUGGGAGCCACAGAUAUAAUCAACUCGACAGAGACCCCUGAUCUCGCCGAGGCUUUUCUUCGAAUCAGCAGGGGUCGAGGCUUGGACGCAGUGAUCGACACGACUGGCCGUCCAGAUAUCAUCAGCGCUGCUCUCCAGGCAAUAGAGAAACGGGGCAAGGUCAUCAGCGUCGGUCUGGGUAAGCCAGACGGAGAACUCAAGACAUCGAUACCCCGAACCCUCCCUACAGGUCGAGUGUAUGAAGGGUGCUCGAUGGGGAGUUGUGAGCCCAAAGUAUUCAUUCCCAAGAUGAUUGAGGCGUGGAAAGACGGUCGUUUCCCGUUUACCGAGUUACUAAAGACAUAUCCGGCGCAGGAUGUGGCAUUGGCGGUGAAGGAGAUGCAUGCCGGAGAGGCGAUCAAGGUGGUUUUGCUUUGGGAAUGA
Molecule: messenger RNA, 1158 nt
Organism: Capronia coronata CBS 617.96
Lineage: Eukaryota; Fungi; Ascomycota; Eurotiomycetes; Chaetothyriales; Herpotrichiellaceae
Exons: 3
Coding region: 1-1158 (385 amino acids)
Molecular function (GO): oxidoreductase activity; zinc ion binding
Source: RefSeq, a predicted model, not a curated record